CAGCUCACACUCACUGUCAGUCUGUCACUGAGCAAGCUAAACAGCAAACAUCUACUAGCACACUCUAGCAGAAGCUCAAUCCUCGGCCUUCAUUAGCUAGCAAAAUCUUGCUUAUUCAGAGUAGAUACUUGUGCAAUCAUCAACAUAUAUCUAGAGAUCAUGGCGGGAAAGCUGGGGCAGCUGAUGACGAGGCUGCACCUGGCGCGGAGCCGAUCGCCGGCGUCGGCAGCGGCGGACGUGCCACGGGGCCACCUGGCGGUGUACGUCGGCGAGGGGCGGAAGCGGCUGGUGAUCCCGACGGCGUGCCUGAGCCACCCGGCGUUCGUGACGCUGCUGAAGCGGGUGGAGGACGAGUUCGGCUUCGACCACCGCUGCGGCGGCCUCACCAUCCCCUGCGCGUCGGAAGGCGACUUCGCCGACAUCAUCGCCGCCGCUGUGGACGAGCACCACCACCACCACCGAUGAGUGAUGAUCGGCCGAGUCCGGUCGAUCUUGCUGCAGAUCAUUAGGUUCCACUUCCAGUUCCAGCUACCUUGAACAAAAUUGUUCUUGGAGUGUCGUAGCAGUGUAGCGCGCCAAUGUUCUGUUACUAAGUGUAGCUAGCUCGUGCUGGGAUUGCUUGACCCUGUAAAGAUUAUGAUUAGAAAUUGGAAUGAGCUCUUCUCUCACCCAGAGUGUAGUAUCAGAAACCCGUGGCAAUAUAAUGGAACUGGUAUUCGAAGCCAUCAAAA
Molecule: messenger RNA, 731 nt
Organism: Sorghum bicolor (sorghum)
Lineage: Eukaryota; Viridiplantae; Streptophyta; Magnoliopsida; Poales; Poaceae
Product: auxin-induced protein 15A
Exons: 1
Coding region: 160-465 (101 amino acids)
Biological process (GO): response to auxin
Source: RefSeq, a predicted model, not a curated record